AAAUAUCAACGAAUUCAAUCAAAACAACAACUAAAAGUCAGAAUGUGAUCUGAGCUGCUGCUGUUUAAGUCCAUUAAAGCCGAUCAAUUUACAACACGCAUGUCUGGUUAUUCUUUUUGGACUAACGAGGCCAGCCACUUGGCCGCUAGGGUCAAGUCAAUGGAAAAUCAAAUACUUUUUUAUAUAAAAUCAUAUGUGUAUAGCUCAGUAGCACAAUGUUGAUGCGCCGCGCCAGUCGCUUCGUACGUGUUGAUGAUGUAAUAUUUAAAACGAAAUUAUGUUACAGUUCUUAUUUAAAUUUCUAUAGCAUUAAAAUAUUGUCAGUUAAUUGUAGACAGCGGGCGUGUCGAGUUCGGAUUCGAAGUUUAAGCAUAAAUACCUAAGGGAAUACUUGGCGCUCUCCCAAAACCAGUUCAAAAAAUAAUACGAGACAAUAAGAGGCAGCAGGCAAGGUGCGUGUCGAGUUCGAUAUACAAGUUAAAUACUUGGCGUGUGAGAGAAGACAGUUGAGUAGUCAACAUUAGCUUAUCUAAACAAAUUUUCUACAAUGGGCCACAAAUUCUCUCGCCUGCGCAUAAGCAAAAAUUCCGUUGAGCACUCAAAAAGCGAAGUCGACUCAACGCUGCGUAUGCGCAAUAUAAAUGCAAAUCUUUUAACAGCUCCGGAUGCCGGCAGCUCUGCAGUGCUGGGCGUGCAGCGUGUGGAUCUCUGCCUGGCGGACAACCAUGACGAGCACCACACGAGUCACUUCUAUGCGGCAGCUGCCAAAGAGGCGCUAAUCGUGCGCCGAGGCGAACCAUUUCGUCUGCGCAUCUACUUCAACCGAGAUUACAGCCCCAGCAAAGAUGCAAUUAGCUUCAUAUUCAGCGUGACGGAUGAUAGCAAACCGAAUCCGGGGCAUGGCACUCUGACGGCCUUAGUGCCGCACGAUGGCAUCGACUAUCUGGGCGAUCCAUUGGAAUGGGGCGCUGGCAUCGAAUCGCAUGAGGGUCAAAUACUAACGGUACUGGUGAAGCCACCGGCCACUUGUUCCGUAACGGAGUGGCGCUUGGACAUCGAUACGAAGCUAUUGGGCGACGGAUCGCGCAGCUACCAAUUGCCACUACCCAUCUAUGUGCUCUUUAAUCCCUGGUGUCCGGAUGAUCAGGUUUACAUGGAGGAUCGAGACCAGCGCAAGGAAUAUGUGAUGCACGAUACCACCUUGAUUUGGCGUGGCUCCUACAAUCGACUACGACCCUCUGUCUGGAAGAUUGGCCAAUUCGAGCGUCAUGUGCUCGAGUGCAGCCUGAAAGUCCUUGGAACAGUGGGACGCAUUCCCCCCGCCUAUCGGGGCGAUCCGGUGCGGGUGGCACGUGCUCUAUCCGCUCUGGUGAACUCCGUGGAUGAUGAUGGCGUGCUGUUAGGCAACUGGACCGAGGAUUUCUCGGGCGGCAUAGCGCCCACCAAGUGGACGGGCUCCGUAGAGAUCUUACAGCAGUUCUACAAGACACAGAAAUCGGUGAAGUUCGCCCAGUGCUGGAAUUUCAGCGGUGUUCUAGCCACAAUUGCACGUGCUUUGGGCAUUCCAGCGCGCAUCAUCACUUGCUACUCCUCUGCCCAUGAUACGCAAGCGUCGCUGACCGUAGAUGUGUUCAUCGAUGCCAAUAAUAAGAAGCUGGAGGCGGAGACAACGGACUCUAUAUGGAAUUAUCAUGUGUGGAACGAAGUGUGGAUGCAGCGUCCUGACUUGGGCAUUGGACAGUUUGGAGCCUACGAUGGCUGGCAGGUGGUGGAUGCCACGCCACAGGAGGCUUCAGAUAAUAUGUAUAGAGUGGGUCCUGCCUCUGUGCUUGCUGUGAAGCAUGGCGAGAUAUUACGUCCCUUCGAUUGCGGCUUUGUCUACUCGGAGGUGAAUGCGGACAAGCUCUAUUGGCGUUACAAUGGACCCGCUCAGCCGCUAAAGCUGCUGCGCAAGGAUACCCUUGCCAUUGGCCAUUUGAUCAGCACCAAGGCGGUGCUGAAGUGGGAGCGGGAGGAUAUUACCGAUAGCUACAAAUAUGCCGAGCGUAGCGAGGAGGAGCGCAGCUAUAUGCUGAAGGCUUUGAAGCAAUCUCGCCAUGCUUUCAGUCGCUAUUAUCUCAAUGAUAACUUUAACGAGGUGGAGUUCAGCAUGGAGCUUAAGGAUGACAUCAAAGUGGGCGAGAACUUCUCGGUGGUGCUCAAGGUGAACAACAAGAGCAAUGAACGCAUUCAUCAAGCCAGCGGGCAACUCAAUUGUGACGCGGUGCUCUACACAGGCGUUGGAGCGCAGGAGGUGAAGAUCAUGGGCUUCGAACUGGAUCUAAAGCCAAAUAGCAGUGAAUUUGUGCGCAUGGAGGUCACAUUUUUCGAAUACUUUGAGAAGCUGUCGUCGCAGGCGGCCUUCCAAAUCUCCGCUGCCUGUCGCGUCAAGGACACUGACUACGAUUAUUAUGCCCAGGACGAUUUCCGUGUACGUAAGCCGGACAUUAAGCUUCAAAUUGGCGACGGCGACAAUGCCAGCAUCGUAUCAAUGCAGGAAAUCGAUGUUAUCCUGCGUCUGGCAAAUCCUCUGCCCAUCCCUCUGCACAAGGGAUUAUUCACCGUGGAAGGACCUGGCAUAGAUCAACCGCUCAAAUUUAAGAUUCCUGAAGUCCCAGUGGGUGGCACGGCCGCAGCGACAUUUAAAUAUGUCCCACCAUAUGCCGGCAGAGGCACAAUGAUAGCCAAGUUUUCUGCCAAGGAGCUGGACGAUGUGGAUGGUUACAAGCACUACGAGAUUGAGCCGCGACCCGGCGAUGUGCUGCAACCCAAUGGCAGUCAUCGAAGCAGCAAUAUCAUACGGCGGCGCACGGAUGUCAUUCCCUGAACCAAAUGAACCAGUUAAAUACUGCAAGUCGUUU
Molecule: messenger RNA, 2900 nt
Organism: Drosophila hydei
Lineage: Eukaryota; Metazoa; Arthropoda; Insecta; Diptera; Drosophilidae
Product: annulin
Exons: 3
Coding region: 548-2866 (772 amino acids)
Biological process (GO): peptide cross-linking
Molecular function (GO): protein-glutamine gamma-glutamyltransferase activity
Source: RefSeq, a predicted model, not a curated record